ACAGCUGGUGGCCUGGCAUCCAGGCUACCCGUAAGUGUUCUUUCUGUGACCUUUUCUCCUUCCUUUGCCGGUUUUUAGUUCGUACUCACUCGUGCUACUGUCAGCUGCUCACAUAUCACGCUCCUGUAAACCAUGGCUAAGGUUUGUCUCAUUGUCAUCGAUGGAUGGGGGAUUCUAGACAAGACUAAAGGAAAUGCCAUCCAUAAUGCGGACACCCCUGUCAUGGACGGGUUUGCUAAGGACCAGGACAAGGGGAAGUACCUGACUUUAGCUGCCCAUGGUUUGAGUGUUGGGCUGCCUGAUGGACUGAUGGGGAACAGUGAGGUCGGCCAUCUGAACAUUGGAGCAGGCAGGGUGGUGUACCAGGACAUCGUCCGAAUCAACCUGGCGAUGGAUACCAAGGCUAUCAACCAGAAUGAAAAUCUGGUUAAAGCUUUUGAGAGAGCAAAGACAGGGAAUGGCAGGCUACACUUUCUUGGACUGGUCAGUGACGGAGGUGUCCACGCCCACAUCAAUCACCUGUUUUGUCUACUGGAGGCAGCUAAGGAGCACAAGGUGCCCAACACUUAUGUCCAGUUCUUCGGUGAUGGCAGGGACACCAGUCCUACAAGUGGAGUUGGGUUUGUAAAGCAGGUUUUGGAUAAGCUUGAGGAGCUGCAGUAUGGAAAGCUGGGUACAGUGGUGGGGAGGUACUAUGCUAUGGACAGGGACAAGCGCUGGGAACGUAUCAAGCUGGCGCAUGAAGGUCUGGUGCAGGGCAUCGGGGAAAAGGCCACAAAGGACACUCUCCUGGAUGUUGUGAAGGCCCGGUAUGAGGCUGGUGAGACUGAUGAGUUUCUGAAGCCCAUUAUUCUAGAUGACGAUGCUCGUGUCCAAGAUGGGGACACCCUUGUGUUUAUUGACUUCCGUGCUGACCGCAUGAGGCAGAUAGCGGAGACCUUCGGCAUCAAGCCUCCAUUCGACGUGUCUGUCAUACCCAAAGAUCUGGGAGUGUUCAGCUUAACCCAGUACAAGGAGGAGUUCCCCUUCCCAGCACUGUUCCCUCCACAAAAGAUGGACAACGUGUUAGCUGAGUGGCUGGCUAAGAAGAACGUCCCACAGUAUCACUGCGCAGAGACAGAAAAGUAUGCCCAUGUGACCUUCUUCUUUAACGGAGGACGGGAGGUGCAGUUUGACAAGGAGGAACGCAGCCUGGUGCCCUCCCCCAAGGUCGCGACCUAUGACCUCCAGCCUGAGAUGAGUUGCGCUGGGGUAGCAGACAAGAUGAUCGAGACCAUCGAAGGAGGGAAGUAUCCGUUCCUGAUGUGUAACUUUGCUCCCCCUGACAUGGUGGGACACACUGGGAAGUACGAACCAGCUGUUAUAGCCUGCGCAGCCACAGAUGUAGCCAUUGGACGCAUCAACGAGGCGUGCCAGAAACAUGGCUAUGUCAUGCUGGUCACAGCGGACCACGGCAACGCUGAACAGAUGUACGACGAGAACGGGAAACCGUUCACCGCACACACCUGUAAUAGAGUCCCGUUUGUGAUGUCUGGUGGAACUGCGGAGUUUAAGAAGCCAGAGCACAAUGCGGCGAUCUGUGACGUGGCGCCGACCGUGCUGGACCUCAUGGGACUGGACAUCCCAGAAGAGAUGACCGGACAGUCGCUACUCAAGAAGUAACUCAUCCUGGGAAUCAAGAUUUCAGAAAGUACAACAUAACUCCCACUUAAAGACAAAUAUAUCUCUAUGACUGGAUAUGAUUCAGAGACUGCUUCACAUUGUGCAACCGGUUUUUCCAGUUACAUGUGAACUGUGAUGUACUGAGUACUGAUUGUUCCAGUUCAUUCUAAGUUAUGCUGAAGAAGAGUGGGGACAUCUGGAAAUAAUCUCAUCUUAUCCAAUUGUAGAGAUUGAAUUAUUGUCUUUAGACAUUAUUUACCAGGAUGUCUAAUGCUCAUAAAUGUAUAACAAGAAUUUUAGACCACAAGAGAGAGAGAGAUUUAUAUUAAUUGAAACGUUGACAAUGAAAGCUGUAGGAAUGAGAAUCUAAGUAAAUGAUUGUAAAACCACAAGAAAUCAUAGAUUUCCAACAGGCAUGGUGCUCCAUACUAUGUAACAGUGAGACAGCUACAUGUAGGUUCUUUGUAAGUAGCAACCACUAGAGCAGAAAUAGUGAAAUGUGUGCUGGCACUUUAGAGUGAUUGGAAUUUAAUGUUAUUCAUGUUUGUAUGUAAUACAACAAGAAUGAUAGACUGAACAAUGUGCUAUGCUUUGUUUUUGUAUAUGUUUGUGCAAAAUAUUACAUCAAUGCAUACAGUGAAGGUCCUGCUGAUGUUUUGACAUCUAAGUGUACAAGUGUACAAAGGAGGUAUACUUUUAUUGAAGAGUAUAUGAUGAAUACCUUAACAUCGAAUAUGGUUUGUAACCACUGCUGUGUACCUAUUCCUAUUGGAGUGUUAGUUUUGCAGAGACAAAAGAAAUGUUGAUAGAAAACA
Molecule: messenger RNA, 2477 nt
Organism: Branchiostoma floridae (Florida lancelet)
Lineage: Eukaryota; Metazoa; Chordata; Leptocardii; Amphioxiformes; Branchiostomatidae
Product: 2,3-bisphosphoglycerate-independent phosphoglycerate mutase-like
Exons: 12
Coding region: 133-1662 (509 amino acids)
Biological process (GO): glucose catabolic process
Cellular component (GO): cytoplasm
Molecular function (GO): manganese ion binding
Source: RefSeq, a predicted model, not a curated record